AACACAACCAACAUUCACAGCUAACAAACAAUUUCAUCUAUUAAAAAAAAUUCAUUCCCUCUCGAAAAAAAAAUGGAGAGCAGAAAAGUUACCAUGUUAGUGCCAAUAAUGAUACUUAUGAUGAUGGGAAACCUUUUAGAUCAAUCAAAGGCUCAACAAAGUUCUUUAGGUCAAAGAGAAGCUGAGAAAAUCCAUUUUUUCCAGUGUUUUCCAUCUUGUCUUAAAGAGUGCAAAAGUACUCACAAGUUUCCAGCGUCUCUUAAGUGUCCAAUUAUAUGUUUUAAAGCCUGUCUUCAUCCUCCUUCACCAUCACCAUCACCAUCACCAUCACCAUCACCAUCACCAUCUCCAUCUCCAUCUCCAUCUCCAUCUCCAUCUCCAUCUCCAUCUCCAUCUCCAUCUCCAUCUCCAUCUCCAUCUCCAUCUUCGGAGAAAACUAUUGAUGAAACUAAUAUGUGAAGAAAGUCGCAGCCUGUGUUGAUUCAUGUUCGAUUAAGUGUUCCAGCAAAAACGAAAAAGCGAUAUUUCCUCCUGCAAAUUAAUAUUUAAAUUAAAAGAUAAAAAUAAAAUAGUUUGUAUUGAUUGGGUUUUCAAAUAAAUGAUUUUUUAAUA
Brassica napus (rape) is the source of this 612-nucleotide messenger RNA. Its product is annotated as thionin-like protein 2. The record is from RefSeq and is a predicted model, not a curated record. NCBI's taxonomy places the organism in Eukaryota, Viridiplantae, Streptophyta, Magnoliopsida, Brassicales, Brassicaceae. Bases 73 to 459 code for a protein of 128 amino acids. The transcript has 2 exons.